AUGCAGAGUGCCAUUGAGCGUUAUCUCAAGGAAAAUGGCUACAAAACGAGUAUCGUGCGAGACAGAGAGUUUCGGAACUCGCAAGAAGUAUUGAACGCGAAGGCGAUAAAUCUCCGUCGAGAAGGAAUGGGAAAACGACCCAAUAAAGCUCAACCACGGGCCCCAGAAGAACAGUCUUCUCUAUGGAAUAAAGGGCAACUGGGAGAACACAAUGGGCGAGUGUUAACAAAUGUCAACUUUAAAAACUUAACUGAACAACUUGGAUUACGAGGACGACAAGAACAUUAUGACUCCUAUGUCGAGGACUUCUUGAUACGACGACAAGAAGACAGAGGCGAACUCGUAGUCGUAGAAUAUCGCGAAAAUCCCACAAAGACGAGAACCGGUGGUCUAAGAAUAAAGCGAAGAUUAACACCACAAUUGAUGUUUAGUACCGACGGCGGUGAGAGAGAUCCGGUGCGCCUUUUCAAGCUAUGGCGUUCCAAAAGACAGGACGGCGCCUGA
Messenger RNA from Paramuricea clavata, 504 nucleotides. The record is from the annotation of a GenBank genome assembly. NCBI's taxonomy places the organism in Eukaryota, Metazoa, Cnidaria, Anthozoa, Malacalcyonacea, Plexauridae.